UGUACAGUUUACGUGUGACAUCUGGAUUACUAUCAUAUAUCGGUAAGGCACGAUAAUCUUAUCAAAGUUUAUCUUCAUGUUCUCAACCAUUCUCGAAAAACAGAGAAAAAUUUAAGUGAAAAAGAAAAAUCGAGAGAAGUAACGACCGAUCAUUCAAAUUAUUCGUUAAUUACUAAAUCAGCUCAAACUUGAUCAUUAUCUCAACAGAAAUGGUAUCAUUAGUAAUGUAUGUAAUAUAAACGUGCGAGUUUCGAUUGAUAAUGAAAAGAUCGAUAAAAGUACGAACAGUAAAACGGAAAUAAAAAUUUAACUCGUUUUCCCGAUUUGCAUUAUUGCACAUUGGAAUCGAUAAUUUCUAUAAUGACGGUUAAAAAUAUACUGGACGCAAACAUUUAUUGUAAAAGGUAACAUUUGCUUCCUACGGAAGAAGAAGAAGUAACGAGAGGAAGAAGAGAGAAAAUACAUUUAUAAAAUGAUGCAAAAGGGAAUUGAGCAAUUUCUCAGUGUGCUGUAUAUUUCCAGUGUAAUUACAUCGAUGACAUCGAUGAUCUGCAUAACCACCGUUUGGCAAUACUGGGCAUUGAUUUUGGAUGUUUGUGUUAGCGUCGAUUGCGGUUGUAUAUUAUACUCUAAAAACGCCUUCGGUAUUCUUGGGGGGGGUACUGGAAAGAUCUGCAAAUUUGGUGUAUACGGCUUGGUGCCGACUGUUCUACUGGAUUUAUGUCUUGCCGGAUAUCAUGGAUAUAGGAGUUGUACGAAGAAGAAGUUAAAUAUACCUAUACGAACCUACAAUGAUGAUAAUGAUAGCAGAGAAUUCGGUAUCAGCGAACCACCGCUGAGUGUAGAGGCUGAAUCCAGACGAAGUCUAUCACCGUACCAAAGAUGGAUGCCUUUUGUCUGUCUUGCGAUAUUACUUUCCUGUUUGUCAUUGACUCACGCAAUAAUAAUAACCGAUGGUUUUUAUAAAACUUGCGACCAUUACAGAGCCAUACUGAUACAAGCUUUAAGUUUAACUGGACGCCAAGCCCAGGUUAUUCACGAUAGACUUUCCUGCGGAGCAAUCUUUGAUUUUAUAGAUUAUAUACGGCCGAACGAGACCACCUGGGCUCGCUCCAAACCGCCCGACACUGGUUUUGCUCUUCUAUUAGCUAUUGCUUCCACUUGGUACAAUUUUAUUUCUUGGAUGAUCGCCUUCAUGUUAUACUUUAUCAUGGCACGUAAGAAAUUGUGUUUCUUUUGAAAUUUAAUAACUUUCCAAUAUCGCGAAAUCCCGACCGAUUAGAUUUUAAGUGAUGCACGCGCACUCCUGUUCAUUCGUUGGCGAAAUAUCGAUAAAUAAUAUGAAAAAUAUAUAUAUUUUUAUUACAUUUUUAUACGUAUAAAAAAAAAGUCGUGUCUAGUUUUUCUUAAUAUUAUGUGUCGACUAUCACAUUUUCCGAAAGUAAUAUAUGCAAUACUGCGAUGGAUACCUAUCGUUUGGUUUCACUUGUUUUUAUUUUAUGCACUCGUUCGAGUAGUAUUUUAAGUACAGUACAGUCUACUAAAGUCUGCUACAAUUUAAUAUGUGCAUAGUUUGUAAUCAUCUCCAUUUCCUUUUUGUAGCUACAUAACGAAACAUUUUAUACAUUGUAUGGUCGUUGAAAUCAUUUUGCGCAUAAAUAGGAACAUAUUAUUAUUGUAAAUACAUUACGAAAAUUGUUCAAUGAAACGAAUAAACCGAUUGUAUGGUA
This is a messenger RNA of Bombus huntii, 1730 nucleotides long. RefSeq lists its product as uncharacterized. The coding region runs from base 473 to 1240 and encodes 255 amino acids. The transcript has 4 exons. The record is from RefSeq and is a predicted model, not a curated record. Lineage: Eukaryota; Metazoa; Arthropoda; Insecta; Hymenoptera; Apidae.